This is a messenger RNA of Rosa rugosa (rugosa rose), 1798 nucleotides long. RefSeq lists its product as uncharacterized. NCBI's taxonomy places the organism in Eukaryota, Viridiplantae, Streptophyta, Magnoliopsida, Rosales, Rosaceae. The transcript is spliced from 4 exons. The coding region runs from base 1103 to 1468 and encodes 121 amino acids. The record is from RefSeq and is a predicted model, not a curated record.
CCUCUUCCUCUUUCUCUUUCUGUUUAUCUGCCUAUUGUGUGGCCUAUGGGAAUUUGAGUUAUUUUGGAUGUUGAUUUUGAAUUUUUGACAAGUUAUUAUAUGCAGUUUUCAUUUGGGAUUUUGCUCUUUCCAAAGAAUAAAAGGAUUGUUCUUUUUGUUCAAUACUGCUUAUUUUUAAGUAUGCUAGUGUUUGAAAGUUUGAUGUUAUGGUUUGUAUGGUGGAAUUGAGUUAAGGUACUUAAUUUGAUGCAUGAGGGUGUGAUUUGUGUCGCGAACGGAUGAAUCAGUAAUUGGGAUUAAGUUGUUAGAACUUAAAACAGUAUCAAAGGUUAGAAAUUGCACGAGUCUAAGGUUGGAGAUGGAUUGGUGCAGGAUACAUGACUGGUUUUGGCCUAUGGUGUUAUUGGUUAUGUAAUACCAUGUUUUUCCCAAUGCAAGUACCAAACCUUUAGAAUUUGUCAUGCAAGACACUUGUUUUUUACAGUGUUUUUUCAAUCAUUGACUCUAUCAUGAAUUGACACCGUCAUUGAUUUAUGGGUAAUCAUGCACACAUGGCAAGGGAUGAAGAACAAACCAUCCCUGUUAAAUUUGGCUUUUGAUUUGAAAGUUUGUACUUGUAAAAGGAAGAGAUUCAAGGAUAUAAGUUUAGCACCAAAUCAAAUAUGCACAGACCCUUCUUAAGAAUCUAUGCUCAACUAUCUCAGUUAAAUUGUUAUAUGUAUAUAUGCAGUACAUAGAUCAAACUUUGAGAAACUUUUAAGAGAGAUACAUGUAAAUGUGUCUGUGUGCCUAUGGUUAUAUCAUUAUAGUUCGAUGUUGUAAUUCUGGUGGCGAAAUCUUUUCUUUAUCAACUAUGUGAUUAUCUGUGUAAUUCAGUACUUACUGUGCAAUUGCAUCGGUAUUCUUCUAUGAAUGUUGUGUCUCAAUAAUUCAAACUUCUUCACUACCUGAGUCAUGGGAUUUUGCAGGAAGUGUAAAUACAGUACUGCGUUUCUUUAUAUCAUGUAUAUAGUUAUUAUUUUCUCUUUAUGUUUUAAAUAUGUUAGUCUGGGAGUUCAUCAUGUACUAUCAAGAGUUGCUUUUACAGUAGAAAUAGACAGAGAUGAAUCCGCAUGCAUUGUCUAUUUGUAUUGCUAAAAUUAUUCUGUAUCACAUCUGUAGAUGCCAGUCUCUGGAAUGCAUGAUGUUUCUCCUUAAUAUUAUCCUUCUCGGGGCAGAAGCUUUAAUGAUUCUGAACCUUAUAUUAACAACAAGCAAAGAAGAAAGGGCUCGGUUACCAGAAAACAACCUCCUGAAAAUUUUUGCAGCAGACAAAGAGAAAGCCAGUUUGUGGUGCGCAAGAGACCACUUAACAAAAAGGAAUUGGCAAUGGCCAAUGAAUGAGGAAGACAUAAUAGACACACUUUCCAACUCUGUAACAGUUCAUGAGACUAAGCUCAAGGUUGACAACAUAUGUGGAGAAACAUGAAUUUGUUUUUGAUGCAGUGCUGAAUGAGGAAGUGUCUAAUGAUGAGGCUUUGUGCUCAACUUGGAAGGAUGAUGGGGCGACUGUCUUCUCUUGAGGCUGUGACAAGCAAGCUAAGAUGUGGUCCUUGGCUACUAACCAAAUAAUGACUGUUGCUCUGCAUGAUGCCCCCAUUAAAGACAUGGCUGGGAUCCCCAAGUUGAACCUCUUAGUCACUGGAAGCUUGGACAAGACUGUAAAGUAAGUAAUACAUGUAAAUGUUUUGAAAAUGUUAUGAGCUUGAACCUGUAUAGCUGUCUUUCUAAAAUGUUAUGAGCUUGAACAUUUUGGUCA